Messenger RNA from Lynx canadensis (Canada lynx), 2706 nucleotides. It is a transcript of the gene GDPGP1, whose product is annotated as GDP-D-glucose phosphorylase 1. NCBI's taxonomy places the organism in Eukaryota, Metazoa, Chordata, Mammalia, Carnivora, Felidae. Gene Ontology annotation, molecular function: GDP-D-glucose phosphorylase activity. Gene Ontology annotation, cellular component: cytoplasm. The transcript is spliced from 4 exons. Bases 544 to 1704 code for a protein of 386 amino acids. Gene Ontology annotation, biological process: glucose metabolic process. The record is from RefSeq and is a predicted model, not a curated record.
GCCAUGGCUGGGAUAGGAGCUUGCAGCGAGUGUCGCGUUGCGUCCGGUUCGACUGCAGUCGGUGAUGGCGGAGGCUUUGGGCGCGGUCCGGUAGGGGCAUCAGGGAAGUACCUGGUGCCUGGAUAUCCGGGAAACCUCGAGAAUCGCUACGUGGCCGAAGGCUGCCGGCCAAGCAUCCGCUCGGCGAGGGCUUUUUCAUUCAGCUCGUACCACUGUGCCCUCGCCGCACGUGUUGCAGCCCGCAUGCCACCUCCAGAAAUCACAGAACCUUGCGGCCCACUGAGGCUGUACGCAGAGUGCCGGGAGCCGUGCUUAGUGAUCUUCGAUUUUCACAAGGGCCCUGCAGGGAAAACGCUUGGCACGUAGAAGGCUUCAACGAAUUGGAUGCAUGCAUGCAUGAACGAACCUACACUAGUCCAGAAGGUGAGGAUUACAGGUUCCUGAGAGGAGGAGGUGGGAGUUUUCAACUUUAUUGAGUUUCUGGACCGGAAGAGCUGAGGAAGCCCAAACUUGAGCUGAAGCAACUCUACUGAGGUCAGCCCCAUGGCCGUUCCACACGAUUCACACGAGACUUCCUAUUUGCUGCCUCCAAACAGUAAGGACUGGGAAGGGCAUGGCAUUCCUGACUUUGUCUACGGGCAGGAGGAGCUGGUGCUGGAAGGGAUUCAGUGGCCGAGGGACGCGCCCGGCCUCCCGGAGGACUCCGUACCACCGUCUCGCUUCGACUCUGUGCUCUGCUCCGCCUGGAGGCAGCGGGUGGAGCUGGGGCUGUUCCGCUACCGCCUGGGGGAGCUGCAGACCCAAACCCUCCCCGGUGCCGUGGGUUUUGUGGCUCAGCUGAACGUGGAGCGAGGUGCGCAGAGGAGGCGCCCUCAGAGCAUCAGUAGUGUGAAGCAGGCGUUUGACCCUGCACUGUUUAACUUCAACAAGAUCCGGCCAGGAGAAGUCCUCUUCCGUCUGCUCCGGGAGCCCGAUCUGCCAGGAGCUCUCCAGCAAGAGGACAUCCUCGUAAUGAUCAAUGUCAGCCCCUUGGAGUGGGGCCACGUGCUGCUGGUGCCCGAGCCCACCCGUGGGCUCCCCCAGCGCCUGCUGCCCGGUGCGCUGCGGGCCGGGGUCGAGGCUGUGCUGCUGAGCUCACACCCAGGCUUCCGCGUCGGCUUCAACAGCCUGGGUGGCUUGGCCUCAGUGAACCACCUCCACCUGCACGGGUAUUACCUGGCCCACAGACUGCCUGUGGAGGGAGCACCGAGCGAGCCCCUGGACCCCGGCGGGCAUCUGCACCUCCUCCAGGCCGUCCCAGCGCCCGGCUUCCUCUUUUACACUAGCAGGCCGGGGCCUGACUUGGAAGCCUUGAUAGGCAGGGUAUGUCGGGCCACCGACUAUCUGACUGACCGCGAGAUCGCCCAUAAUUUGUUUGUGACCCGGGGGGCCCCACCUGGAAAGACAUCACACUCCUCGGCUCUCACGGGGGUCCGAGUGAUUCUGUGGGCCCGGAAGUCCAGUUUUGGGGUAAAGGAAGGCGAGGCGUUCAACGUGGCCCUCUGUGAGCUGGCCGGGCACCUCCCUGUCAAGACGCCCCAGGAUUUCAGCAGUCUGACAGAGGCGGCUGCUCUGGCCCUCAUUCAAGACUGUCUGCUGCCCCCCGCCCAGGCAGAAGAGGUCCAGGCAGCGCUAGUGGCCUUGAUAGCCCAGGACGAGCAGUAAUCCUUCCGGAAGUAUUUAUUUUCUACCCGGUCUAACUCCCUUUCCAGAAAGCCGUCCACAGGGUCCACAGGGGUCGUUUGGGCAUUUCUGUGACUGCCUUCUUACCUGUCUCAGCCUAAGGGGACGGGUAAAGAAUUGACAAGUGGCCUCUUUAAAGAGAAGAAACGUUAGAAUAGAUCGAACAAAUGAGCCUUCGUGCAUGUAUCUGCUUCUCACCUUCCGUCUUGGACAAGCCUCAGGGAUGUCAAACCUGUCACCGAGAAGGGAGUAUGCGCAAGAGUUCCGUACUCCUGACUUUGUAUCUGGACUUUUCCCUUCCGGUCACGUCUUGGCAGAGUGAUAGUUCAUGUGCCUCUGGCACUGUGCCCCCGUUUCCUCUGCUCUCGCCUCUCUGCUUAUUCUCCCGUCGCCCACCCCCCACUGGUUAUCAUUUCUUCAUCCCUCCCGUCUGUUCGGCCCUGCUUACAGCACCUUCCCCUCCCAGGCCACCCUUGAAUUUUCCUCCAGCCCUCAGCCCUGAGUUGAAUAUUCCUCAUCUGCAUCAUAAGUUGUCCUCGCAACUUGAGUACGGCCAUUUAACACUUAACAGACGAGGAGCUGGAGGCUGACAGGUUUUGCAACUUGCCCAAGGCCAGAUAGCUCUCCGGUACUGGAGUGGGGACCGUAGCGCGGGCGGUCAGGUGCCAGAAGCCCGGGUUGUGCCCUUGUGACUGCCUCUGUAGGCAACUGCUCCCUUAAUGGUGUCGUCCUUAACAGUUGACAGGCGCUGAGCUGAGGUUCCCGUCCCUGGAUAGUUGGCUUCCUCUGUUCAGGCCUGUAUGAAAUUUUUACGUAGAACUUUAGGUGCUUUAUAUCCCAAAAGAUGUUGUAAAGUCUCAUCGAGAUAAGGCAGGAUAUGUACAAGUAAAAGUUCGUAAGAAGAACAGUUUAGGGGUGCCUAGGGGGCUCAGUUAAGCGUCUGGCUUCAGCUCAAGUCAUGAUCUCGCAGUUCGUUGAGUUCGA